UCGUAAAUAUAUAUAAUUAUUCGCAAUCAUUAUCUGGUAUCUGAGCUGGUUGCCAGCUCCAAUGUUUCCUACACAGCCGCUGUUAUCAACAUCUCUAGUUCCUUUGACGAGGUAGUCAAGAGAAGAUGUUGGUGCGUGUUCUUGUCGGUGCAGCUGUCGGCGUAACAAUACUGCAGAAAGUGAUCGGUGAAAACAUUGCUUUCGGCAAAACGGCCAAACAAAGUACUACUCAUGGUGAAUAUAAUGCAAGCAUAGCCCUCGAUGAAAUCUACUCGAAUAGAGGGUCGACCACAGGCCUUGGCAACCCAUCCUGGUGGGAGGUGGACCUGAGGGGCUACUUCAGUAUCAGCAACAUCACCCUCACAGCAGUAGACAUGAUAUGGAAUCUACACAUGAGAAAUGCCUUCGUGGAGGUGAUGGACAAAGAUGUCAGCCUCUGCUCUGAUGUCCAGGUGGCGUGGUGUGGGAAUGUGUCCAGUACUGUUGCCAGUGAGGAGGAGUUUACCUUCACCUGCAAUGCCACAUUCCCUGUCCGUUUUGUCCGUGUCACGAGACCCGGAAAUGAUCGUUUGAAUAUCGGCCACAUUGAUGUCCAAGGGGUCGUGGCUACACAGCGAUACCGUUCCCACUUCACGUCCACAGCCAACAGGAAGGUGUCCUUCCCAUCCUUGGCUACAUCAGCCGUAACAGCCGGAGCUUGUGGCAUCCUUUGUCACAAAAGUCAUUCUUGCAUCGACUUCAGCUACAGGACCGCUGCCUCAACUGAAGCUAACUGUCUGCUAACCUACGAAGAAGUACCUCUGAAUUCUGUGGCAGAUCAUGCCUGGAGGAUGUACACCCUGGCCAGCUGCCUGUAAACACCCAAACUUGAAACUUGAAUCUACACCUAAAUUCCGGAAGAAGUGGACUAGAAUUAUGGAACGAUUGUUACUUCUAUUUUUAACUGUAAUUAUCAGUUGUAUCAAAGUUUCGCUUCAGCUGAAAUUGCUGUGAACACGUCUUUGGAAUCAGAACAUCUGUAGUAUCUUUGCUGGUACAGUAAUGCAUAUAAUUCCUUGUCAAUUGGGUGUUUUUUAUGCACCAUUUUUGUUGGGUCACAGUUGUGUUAACAUCGAGUGUGACAUACCCAUUGUAUGAACCUGUACAAUCACAUUACUCUCACCACAAUAAUUAUAGCACAAAUGUAUUAUUUAUAUUUAUUGUUUAUAAACAAUUCAUUCACAUCAAAGCUAUCAGAUAUAUAUUUUAGCAUUUGCUCUCCCCCGAUGUGAAUAUAUGACCAAGCUUAGAAUGUGACGUAGGAGACCGGGGCUAGGAUCUGACGUUUUGGUUUAAUGUAGGGAAUGGAUUGACUCUCCCUACAUUAAGUUGCAAAGGUGAACAUACGUUCUAUAAGUGAGUGAGUGAGUUGGGUUUAACGCCGCUUUUAACACUAUUCCAGUUAUAUCACGGCAUGUCAGCUUAAUGUGGGAGGAAAGCCCGAAGUGAUGCAGGUCUGAGGCGUUUACC
This is a messenger RNA of Haliotis rufescens (red abalone), 1509 nucleotides long. RefSeq lists its product as uncharacterized. The coding region runs from base 126 to 857 and encodes 243 amino acids. Lineage: Eukaryota; Metazoa; Mollusca; Gastropoda; Lepetellida; Haliotidae. The record is from RefSeq and is a predicted model, not a curated record. The transcript has 4 exons.